This is a messenger RNA of Puccinia graminis f. sp. tritici CRL 75-36-700-3, 1302 nucleotides long. RefSeq lists its product as uncharacterized. NCBI's taxonomy places the organism in Eukaryota, Fungi, Basidiomycota, Pucciniomycetes, Pucciniales, Pucciniaceae. The transcript has 8 exons. The record is from RefSeq and is a predicted model, not a curated record. Bases 1 to 1287 code for a protein of 428 amino acids.
AUGUCAACCACGAGUCAGUCAGAUAACGAGAGCCGAACUCAAGCUCACCCUGCUCCAUCUGCUCGGACAAAUCGGUCGAACACCUCUGGUUUGGCAAACCAUCGAACUCGACCCUACCCCACCUCCUUGCCACGCAAUGGAGGGGGGGGUCGACUCCCCAGCGGGAGCAACGAUACUCGACCUAGCCCCUUGCCGAGUCCUGUUGGGAUUGAAACCCCGCUAGCCGGUCACCCACCAACGGUGGGAACUGUUCGCCAUUUUGGACGACCAGGCGCGGGCGUAAUACGACGAUGGCCCCCGGCUAUAGUGCCAUUUGAGAUCACAGACUCUGACUUUAACCCAGAGUUUGUCGAACACCUCGGUCGGUCUUAUGAUCUUCGUGCACCAUACAUGGACUUUGCUGAAGAGCUUGUACAAUACAGCGUGCUGUUGUACUCGGUCCUGUCCACCCGACAAGCUGUCGAAUCACUCAUUCGCUCACGGGAUGCGGCCGAGAAUGGAACUUCUACCUCGGCCGGCAUCCCUCUGUCGGUUCAAGCUCGGAUUUACCCUUACCAAAACCACUUCAAGACCUUUGUGCAAAACAAGGCUAAGGAGGUGCUCAUGUGCGCCACACUCGAUGUGUAUUCGAGCCUCCCAGUGAGGGGUGCCCCAGCAGCUGGCAGAACCCUUCUGGAUCAGGUCAUGGAUCAUGUGAGGGAGCAGUCGGACGAGUUCAAGUUAGAUUACUUGCCUGUUGGGUUUAUCUCCGGAGACCUUUCGGCCCUGGCGAGUGUGAGCACGGAGAUCCGUGAACGGUUAAAGCAUGAGCGAGGAGCCAUGCGUAAUCUUCUUCUUACCAUGGUCCAUGAGCCCUCGGGUCGUCCGAUCACGCACCCGGUACCCAGCUUGACAAACCUGAUUAUUGAUUUGACCCAACGGAUGAUUCCGAGCGUUGAGAGAGCCGCCGCCCACGCAGCCGACCGUCGUUUGAGAUCCAGAAUCGCACACCUUCGUAUCCAGACCAUUUCGCAUUACGCCAGACGCGGUUCGGGUGAAACCAACCGCCAAUGGGCAAUAAUAGAUGAACAACUAGUCGAUUUGAGGGCAAGGGACCCGUUGUACCGCCGAGCCUUCUACCGGUUGAUCAUGCAGCUCGAUAACGAAAUGUUCGGCGAUACCUUAUACGCUGACAUGGACGUAGAUCGUAUCCGAACCCCCACUGAAGACGAGGUCCUAGCCCAAAUGGCUGUGAUGGCGGAAGAACGAUUGUCCGCUGUACCAUCAAAUGCGCGCUCUGCAGAAUGAGUAAUUCCUGCCCUG